Molecule: messenger RNA, 561 nt
Organism: Puccinia triticina
Lineage: Eukaryota; Fungi; Basidiomycota; Pucciniomycetes; Pucciniales; Pucciniaceae
Exons: 1
Coding region: 1-561 (186 amino acids)
Source: RefSeq, a predicted model, not a curated record
AUGUUUACUUCCGCUUCUCACUCUUCACCCUCUUCACCUGAGCCAGGUGCAUCCCGACAGCCCACAGGUGUGUCCAAACCCACACACAACUCCGGGGAAUAUUCGGCUCCAAUUCUGGAGCUGAGUCCCCAGACCAUUGUCCACUCUGGCAAAACUGGAUACAACAAUGGUUGCGCAUUGCCUCAGGCUCCAGAUUUCAACAGCUUACAGCAGCGUAGCAACAAAACAAAGGAGGCUGAGUUGACGACCCGCGGACAGAACGUCGGCGGCGACUACCCUAUCAUGUCCUUUCUGGUUGGUGGAAAUCUAGCUGAUCAGUGCGGGUUUGUGGGAGCCAUCCUGGCCAACACGCUUUCGCCGAACUUCCCGUUUGUGCUUUCCGCUCGGCAGAUGACUUGGCAUUGGCGAGAAGGAACCACGCCCUUUGUAGUGUACCAAAGGACCCCUUUGUACCAAUCGAUCGGGCAUCAGAUUCAAGUAUUGCGUGUACUAUAUCGUUACUUGCUAUCUUCUACCGCGACCUUCGGAAUUGGUGCGGACAAAUUGGGUGGACAAGAGUGA